Molecule: messenger RNA, 3041 nt
Organism: Corythoichthys intestinalis (scribbled pipefish)
Lineage: Eukaryota; Metazoa; Chordata; Actinopteri; Syngnathiformes; Syngnathidae
Product: gastrula zinc finger protein XlCGF57.1-like
Exons: 3
Coding region: 243-1868 (541 amino acids)
Biological process (GO): urogenital system development; embryo development; regulation of transcription by RNA polymerase II
Cellular component (GO): nucleus
Molecular function (GO): DNA-binding transcription factor activity, RNA polymerase II-specific; RNA polymerase II transcription regulatory region sequence-specific DNA binding
Source: RefSeq, a predicted model, not a curated record
UGAAAAAGACGUUUUUACUUUGUGCACGUAUAGUUUUUCCCAGAUUUCAGCCACUUGACUAAUUCGAUACUCGACGACGUGUGAUGACGUGUCGAACAUUAGCCCCAUUACGGAGUCAAACAUCAGUCUUCAAGUCUGGGUACUCGUUCAAGUUUUGUCGCCUACUUUAGCCUAACCUAGCCUAGCUGGCCAACCGGCAACACAGCUGCAAGGCACGACGUCAAGCGUUCAGAAAUCAAAAUAUGUUCGCGAGAACUACACCGGCUGCAUAUAAGUUCCAAGAGGAACUUUGUGAAGUAAAAGAGGAGCCCCCACGUCACAAGGAUUCGACUGUGUGCAAAAUAAUGCACGCAAAGGUUGUUCUUCGCAGACUCGAAGAUCUAUAUGUCAGCCAAGCCCAUUAUCCUGAGCAACCGGAGUCUGCAUGCAUCAAGGACGAGGAGGAAGAGUCGCCAUCCAUUAAGAAGGAGGAAGAUUUCGUACACAUUAAAGGUUUCAGAAAACAUCUUGGUGCUGAGCGGCAGGAGCCAGAAUCUCCUGGCGAUAAAGAGGAUGUUGAGCUCCCCCAAAUCAAAGAGGAGGAGCCAGAGCCCUGUCAACAGAAGCAACUUUCAAUCAAAAAGGAGGAAGAAGAGCUGCCAUGCGUUAAAGCGGAGAAAGAGGAGGAGCAUUUGAAGCACUUGAGGAUUGAAGAUGGUCCGAGUGAGACUGGCGGGGGCGCAGAGCCUCCAAGUGGCUGCAGCAGCAGCUCAACGGAAGGAUUGCAGGCAGACAAUUUCAUCGCUUCAUCAGACAGAAGUGGCACCACAUCACACUCACCUUACAAUGAUGAUGGUUAUAAGAAAUCUCACCGUGACGACAAACUCUGCAAAUGCUCUCAGUGUGAAAAAACGUUUGCUUGUCAUGCGCAUAUGAGGAGGCACACUGGCGAAAAACCUUUUUCCUGCUCAGUUUGUGGUCAAAGAUUCGCUCUAAAGAAAUGCUUGAAAGUACACACAAGAACCCACACUGGCGAAAAACCUUUUUCCUGCUCAGUUUGUGGUCAAAGAUUCGCUCAAAACACAACCUUAAAACGACACACAAGAACCCACACCGGUGAAAAACCUUUUUCCUGCUCAGUUUGUGGUCAAAGAUUCGCUCAAAAAAUAACCUUAAAACAACACACAAAAAUCCACACUGGCGAAAAACCUUUUUCCUGCUCAGUUUGUGGUCAAAGAUUCGCUCAAAAGAAAUACUUGACAGUACACAAAAAAACCCACACUGGCGAAAAACCUUUUUCCUGCUCAUUUUGUGAUCAAAGAUUCGCUCAAAAAAAAUCUUUGAAAGCACACAUAACAACCCACACUGGCGAAAAACCUUUUUUCUGCUCAGUUUGUGGUCAAGGAUUCUCUCUAAAUCAACACUUACAACGUCACGAAAGAACCCACACUGGCGAAAAACCUUUUUCCUGCUCCGAUUGUGAUCAAAGAUUCAGUCACAAGAGCACCUUAAAAACACACACAAGAACACACACUGGCGAAAAACCUUUUUCCUGCUCAGUUUGUGAUCAAAGAUUUACUCAAAAGCAUCACUUGAAAGUACACAUAAGAACCCACACUGGUGAAAAACCUUUUUCUUGCUCAGUUUGUGGUCAAAGAUUCGGUUACAAGAGCACCUUAAAAAAACACAGAAGAACCCACACUUGCGAAAAACAUUUUUCCUGCUCAGUUUGUGGUCAAAGGUUCGCUCAAAGGCAGCACUUGAAAGUACACCGAAGAACUCACACUGGCGAAAAACCUUUUUCCUGCUUAGUUUGCGGUCAAAGAUUCGCUCGAAAGGAUCGCAUGAAGAUACAUGUGUGUGUUGGUUUGAGAAGCAGUGGGCAAUGACUGUUUUGCCUGUAAUCCAUGCUAGCUUCAUCAGAUUUUGCACGCAGGAGAGGUUAGGGUUGGGGGUUACGUUGGUAUUCGUGGUACUUUAUUUUUGUGAUUGCAUUUUUUUUUGCUAUUUUCUCUUACCUUUUCUGGCCAUCAACGGCUUUUCCUUGGUUCUCUCGCCGACUGGCAUUAUUUAUAUCAUAAUCUCCCAUUCAAACUUCACUUUUCACAUUUAUAUGUUAAACCGCAGACCCCAAAUUCCAAAAAUUCAAAACCAUAAAUAUUGUCAUUAAAUUAAGAAGGAAAAUUACAAUAUAUUGUUCAGUAUUGCAAAAAUACUAAUUAUAAAAAAAUCAAUUCUGGCUCACAAAUGAGAUUUUUGUGUGGGGCUUAAUGUAAAUAUUUUUUAUAAUUUACUAUUACUACUCGUGAUUGACAGGAGUUAUUCGGGUAAUUAGCUUUACUUUUUGGGCACAUACCUAAACAGGAGUGUGAUAUUACUGCCACUCCUCCACCGCUGCCAGUGCUUCUAGCUGUGUGGAAAUUCAUGUGACUUGGUGAUGCGGGAAAAUAUUACAUUAUGCUUUUGUAAUGUAUGAUUGUUUCUGUGACAUAGAUUGUAACAACUUCUAUUGUUUUUCACCUUGUUCCCAUAGUUAGGAGACGCGCUUGAGAAUCUCAUGAGAUAACUUGUUUUCCACCAUAGUAUUGUUUUACUACACGCCUGGGUCCCAUAGAGAUAACUUGUUUUGCACCCAUAAUAUUUACCACUUGUUGACAUUUGUUGCAGCACAGCUCAUUUGUUCCCAUGUGAAAAUCCCUUUUCCAAGGGGCCUGAACCAAAAGUAACUUUAAUGUUUGUCAUUGGGUGGCCGCGCAACUCGGGGGCGGAAGUUGGCCUCUCCGCCCCUGUGGGGCGCGUCCUUACAAAAAUCUGACAUUUCCGGGCCUCCGGUGAAGUCGGCUGGGGAUCAGACGCGCGGGUCGCCCAGCUUUGUCCCUUUCGUCGCUUUUACUGGAGUGUUGACCUGGGUUCCCACUCGUUUGUCACGGUCAGCGAUUUUCAUUUCUAAGGGAGACACUGAUGUGCUGUAAAAGUAACGCGGGGGUGUGAGGUUGGCAAACUCAGACUUAGCGUGAGGUUACUACUUGCUGUGCUUGUUUUUGAUACCUGUUUGCUUGCUC